Molecule: messenger RNA, 915 nt
Organism: Cyprinodon variegatus (sheepshead minnow)
Lineage: Eukaryota; Metazoa; Chordata; Actinopteri; Cyprinodontiformes; Cyprinodontidae
Gene: cbln18
Product: caprin-2-like
Exons: 7
Coding region: 109-864 (251 amino acids)
Molecular function (GO): protein binding
Source: RefSeq, a predicted model, not a curated record
GGGUGGAUCUCCUUUAGCCCAUCAAUAAGAGGUCAGAGACUUCCUCUGAUUUAAACUCUCAGUUUUACACCCUCACCUGAACCUGACACAAUAUUUCUGAACUUGACGAUGGAGCAACUAAGCAAAAAAAUGGGUGUUUUAGCCGUAGUGUUCCUGUUGGGGUCGUUGUUUCUCUCUGGAUGUGUGGAGGCCGUGUCUUCUUCUCUGGAUGCCCUCAAACUGGAAGCUCUUCAGUGGGAAGGAUCUCAAACCUGCGGAAAGUGGGACUGUACCUGUCCCUUCUAUCGUCAGCGUGGCUGCUGCUGUGCGGCCAACGAUUUGUUCCAAGUAGAGGACGAGAGCUUCAUGAGGAUAAAAAACUUGUGGGAGAAAAUCCCAAUCCUGGACAGCAGAGUAAAUGCGCUUUCAGAUGGUUUCAAGGUUUCCUUCAUGGCCACCAUGACUGCAAAUAUGGCUAUUGAAAAUUUUGGAUCCCCUGAGCGUUGCUUUGGUCCGUUUAAUACCAACGUACCCAUCCCCUACCCCAAUGUAACACUUAACUCUGGCGACAGAUACAACCCAGCACUGGGUGUGUUCACAGCCAGUUGUCCUGGUGUUUAUAUGUUUUCCUUCACCGUUUACUCAUCCGUUGCAGAAGGGGGACGCCUCUACCACAAAGUCCAGCUUAUGAAGAACGGUAAAGUUGGGGUCAGCGUAUGGGAGAACAAUCGAGAAGAUAUCGAGGACAGCGCCACUCAGGUUGUGGUGAUGGAGAUGCAGCGAGGCGAUCAGGUCUAUCUGGAGCUGAUGUCUGGGAGAAAACUUUGCACAAAGCUGGAGCACAAUAUAUUCACCGGUCACAUUUUGUACCCUUACACUUACUGACCAACCAACGGGGCUCCACAAAUCCUCUAAAACCUGUCUUCAUAAAACCAA